Messenger RNA from Astrephomene gubernaculifera, 943 nucleotides. Lineage: Eukaryota; Viridiplantae; Chlorophyta; Chlorophyceae; Chlamydomonadales; Astrephomenaceae. The record is from the annotation of a GenBank genome assembly.
CCCAGUAGCUCUAAUUGCCCGUCACCAUUUCUAUCAAGCUAAGCAGCCAUGGCCGUCGCUAUGCGUGCCCAGUGCGUCAAGGUGCAGGCUCGCCCUGCUCGCGCUAACACCGUUGUGUGCCGCGCCUCGGCCCAGUCCCGCCGUGAGCUGCUGGGUCUGGGUGCUCUGCUGGGCGUUGCUGCUCUGGCUCCCGCCGCUGCUAAGGCCGCCGUGGUCGACGAUCUGCUGGCCAAGUCCGCGGCCAACAAGGCGCUCAACGACAAGAAGCGCCUGGCCACCAGCUACGCCAACCUGGCCCGCAGCCGCACCGUGUACGACGGCACCUGCGCCUUCCCCGACAACUUCUUCGGCUGCGAGGAGCUGGCGUUCAAGCAGGGCGGCGUCAAGUACAUCGCGGACGACCUCAAGAUCGAGUGCGAGGGCAAGGACCCCAAGGAGUGCGGCUCCAAGUUCACCCUGCGCACCAAGUAAACACACCUACCAGGCUGCAAUCACAAACACGCACACGCAGAGCCGGUCAGCUACUGCACACCUACCCGCAUGCAUGAUACCAGCCGCAUAACUCGAAUACCAGCAGGGGCCACUACUGUUGCCCACUGCGAACAGUUUUGACAAGGAGGAGAGGAAGUGUGGCGGUGUUACCACUUAGUUCAAGGGGUGUGCUCAAUUUUGACGUACCAGCACGUUUAGAGCGAUGUAGCUACAGCCGAGGAGGCGGCACGACACGGCCGUGGAAAGUGGAUUUCGUGGUAGGGUCCGGUCCGGCCGGUUGGCCGGCUGUUGUGCGGCUAACAGCAGUAGCAUUGUCUUGGAAAAGGCCUUACGGUCCUUCCAUAAACAGAGAAGAAAAAAUCCAGUUGGUGACGUUUUUGUUAUGAAGGUUCAGCUGCAAACCACAGGCCGGGAGUAGUGCUGGGUUGGUACCUGUCAUGGUACCACACAC